Osmia lignaria (orchard mason bee) is the source of this 1884-nucleotide messenger RNA. RefSeq names its product DNA-binding protein Ets97D (gene Ets97D). Gene Ontology annotation, biological process: regulation of transcription by RNA polymerase II; cell differentiation. NCBI's taxonomy places the organism in Eukaryota, Metazoa, Arthropoda, Insecta, Hymenoptera, Megachilidae. Gene Ontology annotation, cellular component: nucleus. The record is from RefSeq and is a predicted model, not a curated record. Gene Ontology annotation, molecular function: DNA-binding transcription factor activity, RNA polymerase II-specific; sequence-specific DNA binding.
CUAACCUGUCAAACAUCACUAAAUACGUACAUUUUUACACAAUUGUGUUUUUUAAACCAUUGGUUUCCUGGACUUUUAACUUGCAUUUUCGAAUACUUCAGGUCAAAAACUACAAGACUACAUAUUUUGGAACCGUUAAUUUUUGAUCCCCUAAAACGAAGUUUGACCGAAGCUGAUGCAUCUAUGCAAUUUGUAGCCCAUGGUAAUGCAUUUAUAGUAAUACAAGAUGUCCGUGAAGUUUUAGAAAAAGGAGAGCUUUAUUAUUUUGUAAAGGUUAAAAUUCAUUCAGGUCUACUUUGUAAGCUUUGACAGCUUCGAUUAGUGCUGAUGGAUCUUGGAAACGGACGGAAAAAUUGCGAGAAGAGGUCGGUUACUAUGAACUUUCCAUCAUAAUCUAUGUCACAAGUUAGUUGCUAGAAAGGGGAUACUUUGUUUACAAUGAAAUUCUAUUAAUACCCUAACCAUAAUAGAAGAUACACUGUUCCUAAUUACGUUUUUGACACGGAUGAUGAUUCUGAUUAUGCGAUCAUAAAACGCAUUAAAAUGGAGCCAGAGGCCAUAUUAUCGCAAGAAGACGACAUAAUGGCUCAACUGCAACAAGAAAGUUCCGAUUUGGAAGUAGAACCAAGCUUUGCUUUGGAGGGUGCAGUAAAUGGAGAUGACUGCAACGAAGGUGUACUAAUGCAACACAUGGACAUAAGAGAACCUCUGUCCACUUUAAGAAAUUUAUUAGAACAAAGAUUAGGAGUUGAAUUAACAGACUACUCAUUUUGGCUGCAAGAUGCUCAAAUGCUAGAGAGUCAUAAAAACUUAGUGGACCAAUGCGUUCAAGGAGAAGGACUAGUUCAAGUAAAUGUUCAAAUAAAAGCUAAUCAAAGACGUAUUAAUAUAGUAGAUGUCUUGAAACCUGCCGAAGAUUACAUAGAAUUAGCAGAGAACAGCACAUCCGUUCCAAUUAAUGAAGACAGCAAACGAAACAUAAUUAGAUGGAUGGUUGAUCCACAGUAUAAGAAAGAACAGGAACGGUUAAAAAUUCCAGCCGAUCCAAAAGAAUGGACGCAGACGCACGUGAAGCAUUGGCUUCAGUGGGCAGUGAGACAGUUCAAUUUAGCAUCGGUGAAAUUAGCUGAUUGGAACAUAACUGGUCAACAGUUAUGCAAUCUUACGCUUGAGGAGUUCCAGGCGAAAGUGCCACUUGAUCCAGGGGAAGUGUUUUGGACUCAUUUAGAGUUACUUCGAAAGUGUAAAUUUGUUGCCGUUGUACAAAAGGACCCUCCAGCAUCACCUACAGAAAAUAACGUUGAGAAGUCAAUCAAAGUUCGAAACCAGAAGACUCCAAAAUCCCGACCGGUGGUGAAUCAACAGGCUCGAGUGGUCAGUGUUCCUUUUGAGAACAUCGAAUCCACGCCAAUUACGAUAGCAACCUCUAGCCGUUCGGUUAACAGUGGUCAGAUACAAUUAUGGCAAUUUUUGUUGGAGCUAUUAACCGACCGGGAGCACAGAGGUGCUAUACAAUGGGUUGGGACCGAAGGAGAGUUCAAGUUGAAUCAACCAGAAGCGGUGGCACAACUUUGGGGUGCGCGUAAAAACAAACCGUCGAUGAAUUAUGAAAAAUUAAGCCGCGCCUUACGCUAUUAUUACGACGGAGAUAUGAUUUCUAAGGUUCACGGGAAACGAUUUGUGUACAAAUUUGUAUGCGACUUGAAGCAAGUUCUCGGUUACUCGGCCGCUGAGCUUAGUCGGUUAGUGGAAGAAGGUAGAAGAUAUUUCUGAUGGAACACUAUUUUUCUACGCUCACAACGAUCUUUAUCAUCCUACUUCCAGAAUAUUUUGCACCAAUCAUUGUACAUAUUCAGUGAAAAAUAUACAAUAUUGUUUAUAUAA